CACAAACUAUCACAAAAAGCAUAAAUAAACAAAUCACAAGGGAGUGUACAAUAGAGUGUAGUGUGUCCUACUCCACAACCGUUAGUUACAUAACCCACACAACUCCACUCCCUGCCAUGAUACUCGCGCCACCGCCGUCGCCGCCGCUCUUCGCCGCCGUAACAAACCACCGCCUCCCGCUUUUCCCGCCAAAACUGCGAAAUUUUUGUCGACAACCGCACCUUCAAAUUACAGCGGCUUUCACAAGCGAUGUGGACUUGUUCACUAAGAAUUCAGGUUACUUGUUCCAACUCAGCGACUCGGAAGCCGACACGAUGACCGAGUACAAUAUUAAUAAAAUCAAGGCGUUUUAUAGAGACAAGCCUCUCGUAGUGAUUCGUCGUCUCGUUCAAAUCGGUACUACGCUUGGAAAAUGGGUCGGGUUGAGGUAUUUGGAUAGCAUCAGUGACCGCUCCGAAGAAAUGUUCAAGGUAAGAGCUGCCGAGUUGCGGAAGUUAUUGGUGGAACUUGGUCCGGCUUACAUCAAAAUUGCUCAGGCUAUCUCAUCCCGCCCCGACUUAAUACCACCAUCUUAUGUCGAAGAGCUCUCACUUUUGCAAGAUCAAAUAUCUCCAUUUGCGACUGAACUCGCUUUUGAUACAAUUGAAAAAGAGCUCGGAUUGCCAAUUAAUGUGCUCUUCUCUGAGAUCUCGCCUGAUCCUGUUGCAGCAGCAUCCUUAGGACAGGUCUACCAAGCUAGGCUUCAGUCUACUGGCCAGUUAGUUGCAGUCAAAGUGCAAAGGCCAGGAGUUCAAGCUGCUAUAUCAGUAGAUAUAUUGGUCUUGCGUUAUCUUGCAGGACUGAUUAGAAGAAUUGGAAACUUUAAUAGUGAUCUGCAGGCAAUUGUUGAUGAAUGGGCAUCAAGUCUUUUUCGGGAGAUGGAUUACAGGAAUGAAGCCAAAAAUGGACUUAAGUUCAGAGAGCUGUAUGGUGAUUUGAAAGAUGUCAUGGUUCCGAUCAUGUUUGAGGCCCAAACAACGCGGAAGGUCCUUACUAUGCAGUGGGUGGAGGGCAAGAAGUUGUCUGAAGUGAAGGAUCUUUAUAUUGUUGAGGUUGGAGUAUACUGUUCACUUUUGCAACUUCUAGAACAUGGAUUUUAUCAUGCUGAUCCACACCCUGGAAACCUGCUCCGGUCCUCUGAUGGAAAAUUAGCAUAUUUAGAUUUUGGUAUGAUGGGCGAGUUCAAAGAAGAAUUUCGUGAUGGUUUUAUUGAAGCUUGUCUCCACCUGAUUAAUCGUGAUUACGAUGAAUUGGCCAAAGAUUUUGUCACUCUUGGGCUUAUUCCCCCAUCCGCAGAUAAGGAGGCCGUUACAGAGGCAUUAACAGAUCUUUUUAAGAAUGCAAUUGCCAAAGGGGUGGACAAUGUUAGUUUUGGAGACCUUUUUGCAAAUUUGGGAACAACAAUGUAUAAGUUCAAGUUCAAGAUACCUUCUUAUUUUUCUCUUGUCAUUAGGAGUCUUGCAGUUCUGGAGGGAAUUGCAUACAGCUUUAACCCAAAUUAUAAAGUUUUGGGCGGUGCUUACCCAUGGAUUGCCCGAAAAGUACUAACUAAUAGCUCACCUCAGCUGAAAGCUUCUUUGAAACAACUUUUGUACAAGGAUGGUGUUUUCAGAAUUGAUCGUUUAGAGGCUCUAGCAGCAGAGGCUCUACGUGCCAGAACAGAGGAGACCUUGGGCACUAGUAAACCAGAAGAUGGUGAUGUUAAGGUUGUGAUCAAGCAAAUCCUUGCCUUCGUGUUAACUGAGAAGGGUACCUUCGUGAGAGAAUUACUUGUUCAAGAAUUGGCCAAGGGACUGGAUGCACUGGGGCUAGCCACUCUGGAUUCAGUGACAUCGGCAGCAGCAUCAAAUCUACCUUUUGGCUCAUCAAUCUCCAUAUCUUUAAUGAAAGAUGAAGAUGUAGUUAACUUAAGAAACUUGUAUCGGCUUUUGCACUUAAUGCAAGGAGUCCGGAAUGAUGAAAGAACAUCAGUGGAAGCUAAAGUUGAUGGACCACCUCAGAUGAGCCAGAAAGCAUACCCAGAGGUAGCUUUAGCUGUUGAUCAGUUUUCUCCUGUUCAAGAUAUACUACCUCUCCUAUCUAUUAUUCUUGAGCUUCCUCUGGAUGGGCAGCGACAACUAUUAUUUUUGCCAGCUGAUCUUACUGGAAAGUUAAUUAACCGUGUUACAGCAAGGACAUUAAGGAGGGUUUUCCUGUAAAAUGGAAUAGAUUUAUAGUCCUUUGUCUAUCCUUCCCCCACGCCCACCGAUGCUGUUCUAUUGUUGCAGACUUGCGGUCACGUUAUAUAUGUUCAGUUUGCAUCACUGAUUGCACUAAGCACAACACUUGGUCCUGAUGAGGUCACUAUUGCAGACAUUCUUGAAGUUUUGUAUAUACAGAUUUAUGUAUACAACAUGUCAUGUGUCAUGUGUGUAUCCACGAAUCCAAGAGAAGAUGAAACAUCAUAGUGUUAACAAGGAAACAGUGAAAUUUUGCACAAGUGUAUAUGCAGUUUCAAUUGUACAAUCAUCUCUUAUUUAAAGCUACAGUGAGCACCUAGCUAUCAUAUCCAGCUAAUUGAAGUUUGUACUUUGUAACACUUCCGGAUAACGCUAUCUGCAAAUUGUCUAUUCAUCAUCAGCCAUUGAUCUAA
Daucus carota subsp. sativus is the source of this 2671-nucleotide messenger RNA. RefSeq lists its product as uncharacterized. Lineage: Eukaryota; Viridiplantae; Streptophyta; Magnoliopsida; Apiales; Apiaceae. The coding region runs from base 117 to 2237 and encodes 706 amino acids. The transcript is spliced from 21 exons. Gene Ontology annotation, molecular function: ATP binding; protein kinase activity. The record is from RefSeq and is a predicted model, not a curated record. Gene Ontology annotation, biological process: protein phosphorylation.